Molecule: messenger RNA, 3408 nt
Organism: Rubroshorea leprosula
Lineage: Eukaryota; Viridiplantae; Streptophyta; Magnoliopsida; Malvales; Dipterocarpaceae
Source: the annotation of a GenBank genome assembly
GAGUGAAGUGGAAGGAAACAGGAGAAGAAGAAAAGUAAAUGGAAAACAGAAAGGAGCGAAUCGCAGUUGAAGUGGUGUGAGAGGAGAAGGAAAUGGAUUGAUAUUUGGUUUAAUUCGGCAUUGGAAGUUCUGGAAGGAUAGAGCGAGGAGCAAUGGAGUCUCGAAUGGAUCAAUACGACAUUAUGGAGCAGAUCGGCCGCGGUGCCUUCGGUGCCGCCAUUCUCGUCCACCACAAAUCCGAAAAGAAAAAGUAUGUGUUGAAGAAGAUCAGAUUGGCACGACAGACGGAGCGUUGCCGGAGAUCUGCUCAUCAAGAGAUGGCACUCAUUGCGCGAAUUCAACAUCCUUACAUCCUUGAAUUUAAGGAAGCCUGGGUAGAGAAAGGUUGCUUUGUUUGCAUUGUCACUGGAUACUGUGAAGGUGGAGACAUGGCUGAAUUGAUGAGGAAAUCAAAUGAUGUGCAUUUCCCUGAGGAGAAACUUUGCAAGUGGUUAGUGCAACUACUUUUAGCGGUUGAAUAUCUUCAUUCAAAUUUUGUUCUGCAUCGUGACCUAAAAUGUUCUAACAUCUUUCUUACUAAAGAUCAAGAUGUUCGCCUGGGUGAUUUUGGUCUUGCUAAAACCCUCAAGGCAGAUGAUCUGGCUUCCUCAGUGGUUGGGACUCCCAAUUACAUGUGUCCUGAACUGCUUGCUGAUAUUCCGUAUGGUUUCAAGUCUGACAUCUGGUCUCUUGGAUGCUGCAUUUAUGAGAUGGCUGCUCGUCGUCCAGCUUUCAAAGCUUUUGAUAUGGCGGGGCUGAUAAGCAAGAUAAAUCGGUCCUCCAUUGGCCCACUGCCUUCCUGCUAUUCUCCAUCUUUGAAAACACUUAUAAAAGGUAUGCUAAGAAAGAAUCCAGAGCAUCGACCAAGUGCAUCCGAGCUUUUGAAGCACCCUUAUUUGCAGCCUUAUGUUGAUCAAUAUCAUCCAUCCUUCCACCCCCCAGCAACCUGCCCUCCUAAGAAGCCUAUUUCCACUGCCUGUGAUGGCCGGAGAAGUAUGGCUGAGAGCCAGAGUAGUAAUAGUUCCAAUGGUGAUAAAGAGAGUUUGCUCUCAAGUGAUAAUAACACCUCGGCAAUGGUGUCAAAUUGCAAUGGUAAAGCCACAGAUACCGAUUCCGUUUCUAUUGAUGAUGAAGAUGGCACUGAACAACCCCUGCCAAUUGAAGAAGAAAGCAGGCUCAAUGUUUGUGCUGUUAAGGUUGGGGAACAAAGAAUAGAAAAAGCCUCUCAGGCUGAACAGGGAUCAAAUGUUCAACCAAAGCAACCAAAAAUCAUCAAAAGCAUUAUGAUGGCAUUGAAAGAAGGGAAAGUAAGAGAAAAUGGUUCUCCUAUGAGAGGCAACCAUGCAAAUACUGGAGGUGGAUUGCCUCAAAGAAAUAAUACAGAAGCAUCACCCAUGGUUAUCAAACCCAUGGCUGUUGCUCCUGCUUUGAAGUCAAAUGCAGAUGCACCAGCAAAAUUACCCUUGGAUUUGGCAAAAAGAGUACGGGGAUCAAAUCAGUUGAAGCAUCAGUUACCAGCAAUUGAUUCCUCUCCAAAGGUUAAAUCUAAACAUGAAGGAAUCCCCCCACAUGGUCCUGCAAAGAAUAUUGCUGAAGAUGGACUAAAUGAUAAGACAAGGCAGAGAACUCUUACUUCCAAUGUGGUUGGACGAUCAUCAUUGGCAGGAAGAGCAAAGCAAGUGGGGAUUGAUUACAUGCCAAAAUCGGCUGGUACGGGAGUAACUCAGGAACCUGAACCUACUUCUAAUCAACUGCCUAAUGGCAGCCUUCAGAAUGCUUCUACGGGGCUUAAACAAGAUCCUCCACUGGCUCUAGUUGGAGUUACUGAAGGAAUGCAAGCAGACAGCAGCAACUCCAUUUCAUCUUCAAUCUCAAUUCAAGCAUUUGAGUUUUUUGACGAUGCAACCACUCCUUCAAUUGACAUGACAGAACAGACACAUGAUCAUGAGACAAUCCCUUGCACUGAAAGCUUAGAAUCAGAUCUUUCCUGCUGCUCAUCAGCAUCACAUCUGCAUUCUGAGAGGCCUGAAGUGUCAUUGAUGGAAAACCAAACUCAUAGAUCAAUAAUGAGUUCAGCUGAAGCAUCAGAAGCUAUCAAAGAUCUUCAGAAUAUUACCGUUAUUGAUGGAAAAGUGAGUUUGAGUGCACCUCUGGAUCCUGCAGUCUUGAAUUCUGAAGAAAUAACUUGUCAUAAAGAUGAUUCUCCUGUAAGCUGUCCAAGUGGUAUGGAUGACAUCUCUAUGAGCAGGUCAAGUAGUAGGAAUGAUGCCCCUAUUAGCAGACCAAGUAUUGAGGAGAACACUGUGGUAAGCAGGCCUAGCAGUAGGCCUGAGACAAUGCUCCAUUCAACUCAUUCCUCUAUAUCCAGUGAUGAUGAAAAAUUCACCAAGAGGGAGCUUCCCUCAUCAGUUGUAGAAACCACACCUUCCACUGCCUCACCGAUUUCAUCUGGCCAAAGCAAUUUGCAACUGGAGAAAGGAAUCAUUUUGCACAAUACAAUACUGGGAGAGCCAGCUGCUUCCUCUUGUCCCCCAGCAAUUGAUGAGGUUAUACAUGUUAUAAGGCACAGGAGUUUCCGUGUGGGAAGUGAGCAGCCAGUGAUGGAGAAAGUGGAAAUGGGUGUCCAAAAUGUGGAUUUUGGUAAGUUGAUAAACGUUGUGAGGGAUGAAUUGGAUGUGAGAAACAUGACCACUCCAGUGACCCUCAAGUCAUCAAGGUGCACUGAAACUCCAAGUUUGAAAUCAAACGUUUCUGAUCUCUCUUGUGUUAAGGAAAUGGAUAUUUGGAACACCAUUUCUGUAGCUCCUAGAUCUGAUUCUCCAGACCCAGCAAAGCCUAGCUCUACUAUGUCAGAGGAUGAACCACCAGCUAAGGAAACAUUGGAUGUCAAGUCCUUUAGGCAAAGGGCAGAGGCACUUGAAGGACUUUUAGAACUGUCUGCAGAGCUACUCGAGCAAAACAGAUUAGAAGAACUCUCGGUUGUAUUGAAGCCUUUCGGGAAAGAGAAAGACAAGGUCUCCCCAAGGGAGACUGCUAUCUGGCUGGCGAAGAGUCUUAAAGGAAUGAUGGAGGACUGUGGACGGAGUUCAUGAAGCAUCUGAGCUAAGCUUCUUCUGGUUUAAAUGAUUAUUCACAUCCCUCUAGUAAUCUCUAAUGUAUUGUUUUCACACUAAUCUCAUUCAGUUGCCCUUGAAUUGAAUUUUUAAACAGAACGGCUGGGUUCUUCUCUUCACCUCAUUUUGUAAUUUGAUUGAACGCAUUUUGUUGUACAUAGUGACUAUACGUAUUAUACUACUAAUUAAUUAAGUACAUUAUUUGUAUCCAGCCAAAUGUAUUUAUUGCAUGGUUUAAUAUACAAAUGUGUUUAGC